This is a messenger RNA of Acanthochromis polyacanthus (spiny chromis), 3135 nucleotides long. Its product is annotated as tripartite motif-containing protein 16-like. Bases 155 to 1843 code for a protein of 562 amino acids. Gene Ontology annotation, molecular function: zinc ion binding; protein binding. The record is from RefSeq and is a predicted model, not a curated record. The transcript has a single exon. Lineage: Eukaryota; Metazoa; Chordata; Actinopteri; Pomacentridae.
CUUAGGGAUUGGUGGAAUCAGAAUGCUGACAAAUAAUGAGCUGACAAACCCAACUGCUGCGGAUCAGCGUCCAAAGGUUGACGAUAAUAAAGUUGGGUUUGGCCUCCUGCGUGACUCUUACUUGCUGUAACAUUUGCAGUUGCUGAGAGGAGAAAUGGCGCAGCAAAGCAAUCAGCCGGAUUCAAAGAAAUUCUCUUGUUCCAUCUGUCUGGAUCUACUGAAGGAUCCGGUCACUACUUCCUGUGGACACAGCUACUGCAUGGACUGUAUUAAAACACACUGGGAUGGAGAGGAUGGUCAGAGAAUCUACAGCUGCCCUCAGUGCAGGAAGACUUUCACACCAAGGCCUGUCCUGGAGAAAAACGUCCUGUUAGCAGAGUUAGUGGAGGAUCUGAAGAAGACUGGACUCCAAGCUGCUGCUGAUGAUCACUGCUAUGCUGGACCUGAAGAUGUGGCCUGUGAUGUCUGCACUGGGAGGAAGAUGAAGGCUGUCAAGUCCUGUCUUAGCUGCUUGAUUUCCUACUGCGACAAUCACCUCCAACCUCACUAUGAUGUGGCUCGACUCAAGAAACACCAGCUGAUGGAGCCCUCCCAGAACCUCCAGGAGAACAUCUGCUCUCGUCAUGAUAAGAUGAUGGAGAUUUUCUGUCGCAGUGAUCAGCAGUUGAUCUGUUAUCUCUGCACAAUGGAUGGACAUAAAGGCCAUGAAACAGUCCCAGCAGCAGCAGAAAGGAAGAAGAAGCAGAAGAAGCUGAAGGUGAGUCGACUGAACAUCCAGCAGAGAAUCCAGGACAGACAGAAAGAUGUGGAGCUGCUUCAACAAGAGCAGGAGGACAUCAAUGUAUCUGCUCAUAAAACAGUGGAGGACAGUGAGAAGAUGUUCACCCAGAUGAUCCAUCUCAUCCAGAGACGACGCCAAGAUGUGAAGCAGCAGAUCAGAUCCCAGCAGGAGACUGAAGUGAAUCGAGUCACAGAGCUUCAAGAGAAGCUGGAGCAGGAGAUCAGAGAUCUGAAGAGGAAAGACGCUGAGCUGAAGCAGCUCUCAGAGACCCCAGAUCACAGCCACUUUCUCCUCAACUACCCCUCAGUGUCAGCACUCAGUGAGUCCACACACUCAUCCAGCAUCAACAUCUGUCCUCUGAGACACUUUGAGGACGUGACAGCAGCUGUGAAAGAGCUCAGAGAUCAACUACAGGACAUUCUGGGGGACACAUGGACAAACACCUCACUGCCAAUCACCGAAGAGGAUGUUCCACUGUCAGGACAAGAACCAGAACCAGAACCAGAACCAAAGACCAGAGAUGAGUUCUUAAAAUAUUCAAGAAAAAUCACUCUGGAUCCAAACACAGCAUUCAGAUGUCUGGAAUUGUCUGAGGAGAACAAAAGAGUGACAGUAAUGAGAGAAGAACAAUGUUAUCCUGAUCAUCCAGACAGAUUCAUUGACUAUUUUCAGGUUCUGAGUAAAGAGAGUCUGACUGGACGUUGUUACUGGGAGGUGCAGUGGAGAGGAAGAGUUUACGUAGCGGUCGCAUACAAGAAUAUCUGCAGAGACGGAAACUCAAAUGAAUGUAUAUUUGGACGGAAUGACAAAUCUUGGGCUUUACGUUGUCAUACCAACAGUUACACAUUUUUGUACAACAACACUGAAACUCUUGUCUCUGGUCCUCGGUCCUCCAGACUCGGAGUUUAUCUGGAUCACAGAGCAGGUAUUCUGUCUUUCUACAGCGUCUCUGAAAUCAUGACUCUCCUCCAUAGAGUCCAGACCACAUUCACUGAGCCCGUACAUGCUGGCGUUUAUCUUUUCGGCUAUGGAGUCACUGCAGAGUUCCUAAAACUCAAAUAGAGUAACUCCAGUGUCUGAGGGUUGGUUCAUGUUCAGUCCUGAUUUAAGUUCAUGAUGUACAGUUUACUUCUGUAGUUGCAGCAUUAAUUAGUCACAUGACGAUGGAAGUGAUUGAUUCUUAAAUGUUUUAGCCAUUUUAAAAUCUGCGUUCAGCUUCUGAAAUGAGAAUAUCUGGUUUUUAUCUGGCACCAGGAUGCCAGUGUUUCCAUUUUAAUAUUCUUUGGCCUUCAUGUGGCACCAGAAUGACAGUUUCACAAUUGUGUCCCCUGGAGAUGAUGCUCUAUAUACUGAGAUGUGAGGAGCCGGAAGUGCCUGGCUUCUCUUGGGACAGCUGACCAAUCACAGCAGGCCGCGAUUUUAACAAGGUGGGCUUAAAAACACUGGAGCUAAAACCGCGCAUUUCAUAGUGUAAUGAGAAUUCCUGAAGCAAUGUAGAAACAAGGAUGUCAUUCGGUUUUCAAACAAUAAAAAUGUGAUGUUGAUUUUCAUGAUGUUGAAAUUUCACAAUGAGGCAGACGUGUUGGUUCAGUGUGGAAGCAGUAACAUGGUGGGUCUCAGUUUAAAGCAUCAAGACACAGGAAGUGAUGUUUGAUGGAGGUUUGUGUUGAUCCUGACAAGUUUUCUGACUUGUCACUGAACCUCUGAGUGGCACAGUUUUUACCGGUGAAAUAUUUAAACCUAAACAAGAAACAGAAAUGUGCAUCUGUUUCAGCUUGACACGUGAAAUAACUAAAUUCAAAUUUAAUUCUUUGCAUUGUAUUAUAAUUAUUUCCAUGUUUUUUCACAUUUUACCUUCUCAGAAACAAUUUAGCAGCUGAAGAGUUGAUUGAAAAGUAAAUUACUUUUAAUGUCCUUCUGAAUCUGCUGUUUGCUUUCCUUUCAUUUGAAUUCAUGUUUCUUCAAUCUCAUCUUAGUGAUGCAUUUAUGGAACCAGCUGAGGUGAUGGAAAAAUCAGAUUUUUAUUCCACUGAGUUGGAUUUAUUUUAUUUAUUUAUUUUGUGAAUCUUGUGAUGGAAAAUAAUGAUAUUUUAUUGCAGUCAGUAGUCAUUUAAUAAUCUGACUUGGUGACUUUUAAAAAUUUGUUGAUUGGUUUCGUUUUGCUUCUAAACUGUUGACAAACUUGUGAUUCAGUUUCAUGUUAAUCUGCAAAUAGACGACAAUUAAUGAACAGAGUCUGGAUUCUGGAUUCCAUCAUUGAUGCUCUAAUUAUACAUUGAAAGGAUUAUUCUCGAUUUGAUUUUCUUGUCAUUUUUUCUCCUGUAAACUGUAUUAAAGGGGUUAGUGUUCCUUCA